AUGCUUAAAAUAGAGGAGUACUAUAGUUAAUUCUUUUGUAAAGAUUAAAAAAAUAUCAUCUUUAGAUUUCUUUUUCUUAUUAUUGAACAAUUUAGAAAUUUAGAAGGAGAUGAAAAUUGAUGCAAUUUUAUUAUUGAAGAAAGCAUGGUUUCCAUCAUCGUAGAAUGAAUAAACGUCUAUAAACACAAGGUUAAAUUUAUAGGUUUUGUCGAAAACUUUAAAUGAAUUAGCGGAAUUUAGUUGA
Molecule: messenger RNA, 244 nt
Organism: Paramecium octaurelia
Lineage: Eukaryota; Ciliophora; Oligohymenophorea; Peniculida; Parameciidae
Source: the annotation of a GenBank genome assembly